Anopheles bellator is the source of this 3717-nucleotide messenger RNA. Its product is annotated as A disintegrin and metalloproteinase with thrombospondin motifs like. Gene Ontology annotation, biological process: proteolysis. Gene Ontology annotation, molecular function: metalloendopeptidase activity. Lineage: Eukaryota; Metazoa; Arthropoda; Insecta; Diptera; Culicidae. The record is from RefSeq and is a predicted model, not a curated record. The transcript is spliced from 14 exons. The coding region runs from base 116 to 2395 and encodes 759 amino acids.
GCUGCUCCUUCGUGUGAAUCCCUAUCCCGGCGUUCGGUGUGCUGAACAUCGCCGAUGUGUAGUUUAUUGAGCAUUUAGCACCCCGUAUAUAAACAUUGCCGAUCCGAGCCACAAAAUGAUGCGGCUCGGGCUAUACCUUGCAGCGUCAUGGACGUUACUGUGUACCUACAGUGCAGCGACGCCAGAUAUCCACCGCCACAUGUCCACUGCCCAGCUGCAGGAAGUAUUUCACGUCGAUCAUGUCGACCUGGUGCCGCACUACGAGCUCGUCAAGCUGACGCACCACACAAACCAACCGUCGCUGGCGAGCGUCCGGCGGAAACGUAGCAUCGACGGUGGUACUGCCGCGUCCUCAUCGCCGAACGGUCUCGGCACGGUCCCGGAGGACCACCACCAGCACGUCAAAAAGGACCUCAGCAAGGUGCGUUUCAGCGAGAAGGCGAGCGAACUGACCGCCAAGCGGCCAGGACCAUUCAAAUCGCCAGCUCGCACGCCCGAAGAUGCUCCGGUUCCACUGGAGGCGGGUCCGAUCGUGGAUGCUGCCCUGGAGCCAUCGGAGCAGCCCAGCAUAGCGGACAUCGACGAGCACCGAGUGUCAUUCGAAGCGUUCGGCGAGAACGUUAACCUGACGCUCCGGAAGACGGAAGGGUUGCUGCGGAGCGGGCCACCGCACUCGCUGCGGAUGUGGAACGUACGGUCCGAUCCCAACUCGACGCAGGGGCUGGUCUACGAGGAGAUCCACGACGAGGACCCCGAGCCGGCCGACUCCUUCGGUGACAUCUAUCAGGACGAGGAGAAUAUGGCCGCAAUCCUCAUGCGCAAGCAUCUGGAAAGUGGAGACCUAAUGAUGGAGGGUAGUAUAGGUCAUGAACUAGUGAUAAAGCCAGUGCCAACCGAAAUCUCCCAGGAGGAGGAUGGAAGUGUUCAUCAUGUUAUUUAUAAGCGCAAGACACACAACGAAGAGCACAACGAUCAGUUUAGUGAUUACGCAUUCAUGGAACCGGACCGGCUUCAGAAGCGGUUUCGGUCGAAGCGCAGCCCACAGUCGUACUACAAGAGCUCGCGGGCCAUCGAUCGGACCAUCUACCCCGAGAUCCUGGUGAUCGUCGACUACGACGGCUACCGACUGCACGGCGGCGACAACGUGCAGGUCAAGCGCUACUUUGUCUCCUUCUGGAACGGUGUGGACCUACGGUACCGGCUGCUGAAGGGACCGAAGAUUCGCAUCAGCAUCGCCGGCAUCAUCAUCUCGCGGGGCCGAGACGCCACACCGUACCUGGAGCGGAAUCGGGUCGGGCGGGACGCGAUCGAUUCGGCGGCCGCCCUUACCGACAUGGGCAAGUACCUGUUCCGAGAGCGAAGGCUGCCGGUCUACGAUAUAGCCGUCGCCAUCACGAAACUAGAUAUGUGUAGAAGGCAAUAUGCAAAUGACGCGUGUAAUCGCGGUACCGCAGGAUUCGCCUACGUCGGUGGGGCGUGCGUGGUGAACAAGCGGCUGGAAAAGGUCAACAGUGUGGCCAUCAUCGAGGACACCGGUGGCUUCAGCGGUAUCAUUGUGGCCGCCCAUGAAGUUGGCCAUCUGCUGGGCGCAGUCCACGAUGGUUCGCCACCACCGAGCUACCUCGGGGGCCCGGGGGCCGAGAAGUGUCGCUGGGAGGAUGGGUACAUCAUGUCCGAUCUGCGGCACACCGAGCGAGGCUUCCGGUGGUCGCCGUGCAGUGUGCAGAGUUUCCACCAUUUCCUCAAUGGUGACACCGCCAGCUGCCUGCACAAUCCACCGCACGAGGACGAAGCGUUGGGUAGGGCCCUGCCCGGAACGCUCCUCUCGCUGGACGCCCAGUGCCGGCGGGAUCGCGGGACGUCAGCGUGCUUCAAGGACGAACGGGUCUGCGCGCAGCUGUUCUGCUUCGAUUCGGCCAGCGGCUACUGCGUUGCGUACCGGCCCGCCGCCGAAGGAUCCUCCUGCGGAGAUGGACAACACUGUCUCGACGGGAGAUGUGUUGCCGAGCACGAGAACAUUAUCCCGGACUACUCGCAACAUACUCCGUCGUACACGCGCUACAAUCAGCAGUCUGUGAAAUAUAACUACGACGACAAGUCAGAUCAGCAGGAAGAAUAUUAUGAACCGUCUAGCACGCCAACGACUACCACCUCCACCACCACCAGCACCACGACCACCACCACCAGCACCACCACCCCAGCACCGCCACCGGCGACGUCGACGACGAGGAACUACUACCAGUACUACAAUCACAAGUCCACGACUUUGGAUGAUGAGGAUAAGCGAUACAAAAACUUCAUGAAUGCCAUCAAACGGAAGCGAUUACAACACCUGAAGGAGCAGCUGGAGCUUCAGCAGCAACAACAGCUGCAACUGAUCAGCAACCAGCAAUGAGACUGGGCCGGGAUCGGGGAGGAAGCCUUCAGUGACCCUUAACAAAACCCUGUGUUCGACAGACAGACAACCGACCAAACAAGCAGCAAAAGAAACUCCUUUCGGCCGGCACCACCAAAAAAUCGGCCUGUGGCCUUCGGCUUUAAACUGCACAACACAACGAAUACUGCCCACACUGCGUUUUUGCCUCGUUUUUCGGUACUAAUUCCAUAAACGGUAGUCGUUUCUCUUGUAAGUCAUGGACCGUUCAACGAACAUCCGUUCAUUGCCUACCGAUAUCGAGGUCGUACCCGGGGAACGCAUCAGUUCAUUCAUGUCCCCGUUCAACAGCCCGCCGUUGGCAUCCGAAACUGCUUAUCUGUUCAGAGUGUACAUAGUUAGUGCCUUAGUCCUCUCUGCGUAUCGAUUGUUUUUACUAUUGCGCAUCAUACAAGAUUUAGUGUCUAGCGUUUCGUCUGGCCUUAGGAAAGGGAAACAGGGAGAGAGAGAGACAGGAUGUAUGUCAGGAAACAGUUCGAUAAGAGUUGUGAACUGGCUGGCGAUAAAUAGGGGACAAACGAAAAUAAUUACCGUAAGACAGUCCGGGAUGGCAAAAACAAAAUCGUUGAACGAAUGUUUUGUUUUUGUUUCGCAUAAUAUUAGAGUUCGUUUUUUUCUCGUACGAACGAUUAGAAACCCCACGAUUUAGGUAGUGAACAAGAUAAAAGGCCCGAUGUCCGAUUCAUUAGAGAAGAGAACAGCAGCGUUGCUGUUUUUGGGGUUUAUAGAAACAAAAGCAAACGAAAGCAAAACAAUCGCACAGACGAGGGGAGCCCGGUCCUUCGGAGCACCGCGACCACUGUGUAGAGUUUUAAUUUAUUGGAUUUAAGUUAUGGCGUAGUAGAACUGCGACGGCUUUUAUGUUUCGAUUUAUGUCGGGGGCCGUUGAUAUAUAUAUUUUUUUACAUAAAAACGUUGGCCGAAACGCAAAUCGUUGAUUCGAGCGGCGCGAUCGGCUACUCGAUCGGCAACUAGGAUCUAGUAAAUAGUAAGCGAAGGAACAACAACGAAACAACGGCAACAAAGCAUCGGUGUGAUGACAGCGUGAGGCAGGAGAACAUAUGCAUUAGUGGUUUGAAAGAAGACAAAAAAAACAACAACGGGGUGGCCACGUGCCGCCCAGCGGCGAAAUGAUUUGCGAUAUUUGCAUGGAGCACCGGUAAACAUCGGCACGAGAGCGAUACGCGUUCGAUGUGGCGCAGGAAGAAGAGAUUCAGGCGUUUGGUGUAACGAUUACGAUGCAGAUGUAUUUCGUUUAUGUAUUUUGUAAAGUGAACAUCUUA